UUACUAAAAUGCAUCUGACUGUCUUUCUCCAUGUCUAUUUUCCAGUUCAUAAUUACUGCCUAAUUGCGACAGCGUUUUCACAAUCUGUAGAAUAUCAUUCUUAGCUCAGUGCAUGACAUGAAGGAAUCCUUUCCGAAAUAAAGCAUCAUUUCACACAGUCAAGUUUGUGGGCUUUUCUAACGCCUGCUGUGAAGGAUGUGGUCUUCUUAAUGGUCCCUAGAGGCGGGUCUAUCAACACUGCCUUCAAGGCAAUGUCCUAAGAGAAGUUAAAAAGUAAAAAAAAAAAGCCUGGAAGAAGUAAUCAGCAUUAAUGCUUAACAAGGCAGACAGAGAAGAGGAGGAAACCAGUCUCAGGUCUUUCAGUUCCAAGCUGCUGUCAGGAUGGAGAAGAUCAUCUUCUGCUUUCUUAUUCUCACAAGUUCCUGUUGUUGGGGUGAAAAAUAUGUCUUUGUUGACAGUCCCCAAAAAAGUUGGAUGUAUGCAAAGGAUUACUGCCAGCAAAACUAUGCCAACAUUGUAUCCCUCACCAGUGCAGAAGAAGAGCGGGUGUUCUUUAAAUAUGUGAAUAAAAACGGACCAAGGGAAGGAUGGAUCGGGAUAUACUGGGAUCAAAACAUGAGAAGAUGGAAAUGGUGGAGAGGUGGCAAUGUCACCUACCACAGAGUUGUGAACUCUGGUGAAUGGGAUACGGUUAAAAAUGUGAACUGGAUGCAGAAUGGAUGGCAAAUGGAAGUCGGUACCUCUCCUAAGAGUUUCUUCUGCCUGAACAUGAUUGUGGUCCAGGAAAGGAAGACCUGGGAGGAUGCUCUGGAGCACUGCAGAAAGAAUGAUGGUGACCUCAUCAGCCUGCUCUCUGAGGUAGAGAACCAUAUAUCUAAGAUAAAGAUCGAGGAUUCAGCCUUGACUCAGCAGGUGUGGAUCGGCAUGCGUUACCUUGGAGACAGCUGGAUGUGGGUGAAUGGAGACCCUGUGCUGUACACGGCCUCAUUAACAGAAGGGGAUCAGGACUACCAGUGUCCGAAGCUGAGGCGCUGCGGCGCUUUGACCAAAGAGGGGAAGUGGGAGAACAGGGACUGUGAGGAGAAACUCAACUUCAUCUGUGCCUGAGUUUGACCAAGGAUCAGGUCUCUAAUAUGAUAGAUACGCAGCAUUUUGUUAUAUCCUUUGAUCCUGAAUUUAUUAUUUUAGUCAUAUUUUAUCAUAUAUGUUAUUGUAAAAACUCUUUCGACAAUUAUGUUCAUAAAUAAUAUUUUCAUCUAAUUAUAGGACUGUAAGGGCUUCUUGUAAAUGGAGAUGCAUAUUUAAUGUGUGUAGAUCUUAGGCUGUGGUGAUUGUAAAAGAUGUAUUGAACUCUGAUAAAAGUUAGUUUGUUUUUUAAAGGGACAUGACACGUUUAAAAAGAGGUUCCUAGCUUGAUUUUUCAUUAACCAUCUGUUUUACUGUGUGCUGUUGUUAUUAUUAUGUGGAAUAAAUCAUGAGUGGAUCAGA
Messenger RNA from Cyprinodon tularosa, 1488 nucleotides. Its product is annotated as lymphocyte antigen 75-like. The transcript has 2 exons. The record is from RefSeq and is a predicted model, not a curated record. NCBI's taxonomy places the organism in Eukaryota, Metazoa, Chordata, Actinopteri, Cyprinodontiformes, Cyprinodontidae. Bases 382 to 1107 code for a protein of 241 amino acids.